Messenger RNA from Tetranychus urticae (two-spotted spider mite), 701 nucleotides. RefSeq names its product ubiquitin-conjugating enzyme E2-17 kDa. NCBI's taxonomy places the organism in Eukaryota, Metazoa, Arthropoda, Arachnida, Trombidiformes, Tetranychidae. The record is from RefSeq and is a predicted model, not a curated record.
CAUUACUGUGAAAAUUAACUUGUAUCAAUCUAAAACCUUUUAAAUUGUGACCUAACCACAUCUAAUAAUUUAUUAAUUUAGUUAUUGAAAAGAUGGCUUUAAAACGUAUUAAGAAAGAAUUGGAAGAUUUAAAGAGAGAUCCUCCUGCCCAAUGUAGUGCUGGACCUGUUGGUGAUGAUUUGUUUCAUUGGCAAGCAACUAUAAUGGGACCUCCAGAUAGUCCAUAUCAAGGCGGUGUAUUCUUUCUAACAAUUCAUUUUCCAACGGAUUAUCCUUUUAAACCACCCAAAGUAGCUUUCACAACGCGAAUAUACCAUCCUAAUAUAAACAGUAAUGGUUCUAUUUGUUUGGAUAUACUGAGGUCACAAUGGUCGCCAGCUCUAACCAUAUCCAAAGUACUGCUAUCUAUAUGCUCUUUACUUUGUGAUCCAAACCCAGAUGAUCCGUUGGUACCUGAGAUCGCUAAGGUGUAUAAAACAGACAGAGAGAAGUAUAACGAAAUGGGACGUGAAUGGACUAGAAAAUAUGCCAUGUGAUGCCAUAAUAGGAGUAAAGAAUGUCACUGAUCAAUCUUAAAUCCUUUUUCUUUAUCUUCUCUCUUUUCCUUUACUCUAUUGCUAUCAAGAGUUUUUCUUGAGAUAAUUGUUCUCUCUCUUGAAUUUAUUCUUCUUUCUUCCAUUAAAAUGUUGAUUUCCGCUUGA